CAUUACAUUCCGCACCUUACAACCUGCAGAGCUUGCAAUCGCUUCGCAGGGCCACAAAAAAACAAGCACUGCAAUCACUGGCAGGCUGCAAACCCAAAUCACACACACGCCAUCGCCGCGACAGUACACAAAGAAUGAUGCGCGCCGCGACGACGAUCGCACGCAGACAGGCAAGAACCUUGUCCGCCUUCGCGCCCCAACCACUAGGACCGAAGUCCGCCUCGUUAGUAGCCAGAGAAAGCAAGGUAGGAGCUGAAAAUUAUGCCCCAUUACCGGUAGUGCUAGCGAAGGGCGACGGCUGCCGCGUCUGGGAUGCUGAUGGAGAGGAGUACCUGGAUUUUUUAUCAGCUUAUAGUGCCGUCAACCAAGGCCACUGCCACCCAAAAAUCGUCCAGGCUCUGUCGGACCAGGCGGGCACGCUCGGCUUGACGUCGCGAGCUUUCUACAAUGAUGUGCUCGGGGAGUACUGCGAGUUCAUGACGUCAUUGUUUGGCUACGAGCGCUUGCUGCCCAUGAACAGUGGAGUAGAAGGCUCGGAAACGGCAGUCAAACUCGCACGAAGGUGGGCCUACGACGUCAAGGGCGUGAAAGGCGACGCCGUCGUCAUCAUGGCGGAGAACAAUUUUUGGGGUAGAAGCAUCGCGGCUCUGUCGUCGUCCUCGGACCCGACGUGCAAGGAGGGCUUCGGUCCGUACGCGCCGGGCUUCGACUUGGUGCCCUACGAAGACCUUGCUAAGCUGGAAGCUGCAUUGAAGAAGCACGGUGCGAACGUGGCCGCGGUGAUGCUCGAGCCGAUCCAGGGCGAGGCGGGGGUAGUGGUGCCGCCCGACGACUACUUGCCCGGCGUGAAAGCUCUGUGCGAGAAGUACAAUUGUCUGAUGGUGGCCGACGAGGUCCAGACGGGCAUUGGACGUACUGGUAAAUUACUCGCGGUCGACCACGUUAAUGUCAGACCGGACAUCCUCGUGCUGGGCAAGGCUCUGAGCGGUGGCGCCUAUCCCGUGUCAGCGGUCUUGUGCGAUUCCGAGAUCAUGCUCAACGUGAGACCGGGCGAGCACGGUUCCACCUACGGCGGGAACCCCGUCGCCGCGCGCGUCGCGAUGGCCGCCCUCAACGCGUUGAUCGACGAGGGCAUGGUCGAGAACGCCCAGCGGAUGGGUGAUAUAUUGGACGGGGAGCUCAAGAGGUUGGUCAGUAAGCGGAAGAUCGCCCUCGACACGCGCGGACGGGGCUUACUCCGGGCGUUAAUUAUCGACGACGCCCAGAAGCCCGGGGAAUUGGCCUACGACGUCUGCCUGGCCAUGCGCGACCGCGGGGUGUUGGCCAAGCCGACGCACGGCAACAUCAUUCGUCUCGCGCCUCCUCUCGUGAUCGACGAGGCGCAGCUCGACGCGGCGGUGUCGUCCCUGGAUGAGGCUUUGGCGCUCUGGGACUAAGUAUUUUCUCC
Molecule: messenger RNA, 1447 nt
Organism: Pelagomonas calceolata
Lineage: Eukaryota; Pelagophyceae; Pelagomonadales; Pelagomonadaceae
Source: the annotation of a GenBank genome assembly